UCAACUCUCUUUUCUCUUCCACAUCUUGUGUGAGGACGUUGUGUCGGGUUGAAUUCGCUUCUAAUUUUUCGGUAUUUUGGUGAUUAUCCCGGAUAUCUGGAACCAUGGCCGAUGCCGCUGAUGCCGAGGGCUUCAAGAAGAAGCGUACCUUUCGUAAAUUCACCUACCGUGGGGUGGAUUUGGACCAGCUUCUGGACAUGAAGCACGAUCUGCUGAUGGAGCUGAUGCACAGCAGAGCCAAGCGACGUUUCAAGCGAGGAAUCCGUCGCAAGCCGCUCGCUCUGAUGAAGAAGCUGCGCAAGGCCAAGAAGGAUGCUCCCCCACUAGAGAAGCCAGCCAUCGUAAAAACCCACUUGCGAAACAUGAUUAUCGUUCCGGAGAUGGUCGGAUCGAUGGUGGGAAUCUACAACGGCAAAACCUUCAACCAGGCCGAAAUCAAGCCGGAAAUGAUCGGACAUUAUUUGGGCGAGUUUUCUCUCACCUACAAACCGGUUAAGCACGGUCGGCCGGGUAUCGGUGCCACCCACAGCUCCCGAUUCAUUCCACUGAAGUAGAGGGCGAAAGGGAUGGUGUGAUAAGGUCUAUAAGUUUAUAAUUUACUAAAAGCUUACGGUGAAAAUACAAUAUUGAUUGUAAACAAAA
Uranotaenia lowii is the source of this 642-nucleotide messenger RNA. Its product is annotated as 40S ribosomal protein S15-like. The transcript has a single exon. Lineage: Eukaryota; Metazoa; Arthropoda; Insecta; Diptera; Culicidae. Gene Ontology annotation, molecular function: structural constituent of ribosome; RNA binding. Gene Ontology annotation, biological process: translation; ribosomal small subunit assembly. The coding region runs from base 105 to 554 and encodes 149 amino acids. The record is from RefSeq and is a predicted model, not a curated record. Gene Ontology annotation, cellular component: ribosome; cytosolic small ribosomal subunit.